GAGGGCGGGCACCAGGCGGCGGCCGCAGCCGCAGGAAUAUGCUGGAAGACGGCGGGCGGGCGUCCGCGAGGUGCUGAAGGGACAGUUCCCGCCGCCGAACUUACCCCGCGGGUGGGGCGGCCCGGGAGCCAGCGGGGCACGUGAGCGAUGGAGACCAUCUGGAUCUACCAGUUCCGCCUCAUCGUGAUCGGGGACUCCACCGUGGGCAAGUCCUGCCUCCUGCACCGCUUCACCCAGGGCCGCUUCCCCGGGCUUCGCUCCCCCGCCUGCGACCCCACCGUCGGCGUGGACUUCUUCUCCCGCCUGCUGGAGAUCGAGCCGGGCAAAAGGAUCAAGCUGCAGCUCUGGGACACGGCGGGACAGGAGCGGUUCAGAUCAAUAACUCGAUCUUAUUACCGCAACUCAGUUGGUGGAUUUUUAGUAUUUGACAUUACUAACCGACGAUCUUUUGAACAUGUGAAAGAUUGGCUAGAAGAAGCAAAAAUGCACGUACAGCCAUUUCGGAUUGUAUUUCUGCUAGUGGGACAUAAAUGUGAUUUAGCUUCACAACGUCAGGUUACAAGGGAAGAAGCUGAAAAACUGUCAGCAGACUGUGGAAUGAAGUAUAUAGAAACCUCAGCAAAGGAUGCUACAAAUGUUGAAGAAUCCUUCACAAUCUUGACAAGAGACAUAUAUGAACUUAUUAAAAAGGGAGAAAUUUGUAUUCAGGAUGGCUGGGAAGGGGUUAAAAGUGGUUUUGUUCCAAAUACUGUGCAUUCUUCCGAGGAAGCAGUAAAGCCCAGGAAAGAGUGCUUCUGCUGACUUCAAACAUGCCAAAGAACAGGAACAGAUUGGGUGUCAUUUCAGGAUAAAUACCAACAUUAACAGCAGAAUGAUGCAAUAAAGCAUUUAAAAAGGUUACAAACCCACACUAAUACUAUUUUGUAAGGUAUUUGAUUCAGAGCGCUAUGCUUACUUGUUACACUACCAGAUUGGGUAUUUUGCUAAAUUAUCAGGCAAAGCGGACAACUUUUUCUUGAAACUGGAAAAUCUACAUAGUUACCUCCAUUCUUACUUUGUUAGCAUACGCUGACCUUAGUGUCCAGAUAUGUCAAUAUUGCUCAUUUUUCUUGACAGUUUGAAUGGAUUUUUGUACAUAUAUAAUCAAUUGAAAAGAUUGUAUCAGGAAUUACGUUCUCUUGAGUUAAUUAAUAUUGAAUUCCAAAGUGCAUUUAAAUAUGCACUGUUCACCUGCAGAGUAAACAAUCUCAGAAGGCUUCACUAAGACGUAAAUAGCAGUUCCUUGUAUAAGGUACCAGGCUUUUUCCCCAUUCUUUGGAAAUGUUUGUCCUCCCUUAAUUUUGCCUCAACACAAGAAAAUAAGUUUUAUGUUCAUUUUUGUUUCCUAAUUUAUUACUCCUAAAAUGCAUUAUGUUUUACAGACAUAUCUAAGGAUCAAGCAAAAUAUUUUAAGCAAAUAUUUGUAAAAUUUAAAACAGAGGACUGCUCACCAAAUGUUUGCUUUUUUUUUUUUUUUUUUUUUUGAGACAGGGGUCUUGUUUUGUUGCCCAGGCUGGAGUGCAGUGGCGAAGUCUUGGCUCCCUGCAACCUCCGCUUCCUGGGUUCAAGUGAUUCUCAGUACCUUACCUCAGACUCCUGAAUAGCUGGAACUGCAGACGUGUACCACCAUGCCUGGCUAAUUUUAGUGUUUGUAGCAGACACAGGGUUUGUCCAUGUUGCCCAGGCUGGUCUCCAACUCCUGGUCUCAAGCAAUUCACCCACCUUGGCCUCCAAAGUGCUGGGAUUACAGGCGUGCGCCGCCAUGCCUUAUCUAAAUAUGAACAAUAUACUGUAACAGCAGCAAAUGUUCUGCUUUUACAGUAUACUGUUCAUAUUUAGAUAAGAAAAAUAAAAUUUAUUUAUAUAUUGACAUUUUCAAAAAAUAAAUGCAAUUUACCUUGAA
Molecule: messenger RNA, 1942 nt
Organism: Cebus imitator (Panamanian white-faced capuchin)
Lineage: Eukaryota; Metazoa; Chordata; Mammalia; Primates; Cebidae
Gene: RAB39A
Product: RAB39A, member RAS oncogene family
Exons: 2
Coding region: 148-801 (217 amino acids)
Biological process (GO): Rab protein signal transduction
Cellular component (GO): Golgi membrane
Molecular function (GO): GTPase activity; GTP binding
Source: RefSeq, a predicted model, not a curated record